AUGAAAGCUAAAAAGACUAAAGGAUUCAAAAAGAAUCUUUCCUUUUAUCGAAUCAAUUUUUCAUUUCAACCACCUUAUCAAUUAGUCUUUGAUGGAAAUUUUAUUAAAUAAAUGCUUGAUCAUAAUGUAGAUCUUGAUAAAGUAAAAGUAUAUAAUUAUCUAAAGCAACUUUUCAAAUAUACAAAAGCUAAAAUAUGGAAACAUACUACACUUUGUGUCUUAAGAGAAUUAACAAGUUUAUAACACUUAUUUCCUAGAGUUUUUAAAUAUGCUUAAGGAUUAUCUAAAAUCAAUUGUAAACAUAUUGAUGGUGUCAGUCCAGCGGAAUGUCUAAUUGAUAUUGUCUAACCAAAACCUGAAUUUGGUGGAAUUAACAAUUUCUUUUGGAUUUGUACUUAAGAUGAUGAAUUAAGAUCCAAUUUAUUAUAAAUUGAUCAUGUGCCUGUUUGUUAUCUAUUUUAAAAUAAUCUAUUUGAAAUGGCAGAACCAUCAAAAACUUGUAAAAUGAAUAUUAAAAGUCUCAAAGAAAUAAAAUAUUUACCUAAUGAAAAAGAAAAAUUAAUUAUUUUACCUAUUCAAAAAGAAAUCAAAAAAUUACAAGCAGAAAAAAGAAUGGAAAAAGAAAGAAAAUUAGCUAAAGAAUUAGCUAUUAAAAUUAAAAAACCAGCUAAAGGUCCUAAUCCUUUAUCAAUUAAAAAAAAAAUUCAAAAAUUAAAUAAAACUAUAAAUAAAAGAAGACAUAAAAUAAAAAAUAAAAAAACCAGAAGAUUAAAUAAAUAAUCUGUGAAUAAUGAAAUUAUUGAAUAAAAUUCCUGA
This is a messenger RNA of Paramecium sonneborni, 816 nucleotides long. The record is from the annotation of a GenBank genome assembly. Lineage: Eukaryota; Ciliophora; Oligohymenophorea; Peniculida; Parameciidae.